Molecule: messenger RNA, 2184 nt
Organism: Liolophura sinensis
Lineage: Eukaryota; Metazoa; Mollusca; Polyplacophora; Chitonida; Chitonidae
Product: mucin-3B-like
Exons: 1
Coding region: 1-2184 (727 amino acids)
Source: RefSeq, a predicted model, not a curated record
AUGUCUACACAGCAAACUUAUGCCAGCUACAACUGCAGGUCCACACAGCAAACUUAUGACCUGUCCAUUACAGCCAGCUACACCUGCAGGUCCACACAGCAAACUUAUUACCUGUCCAUUAUAGCCAGCUACACCUGCAGGUCUACACAGCAAACUUAUUACCUGUCCAUUAUAGCCAGCUGCACCUGCAGGUCCACACAGCAAACUUAUUACCUGUCCAUUAUAGCCAGCUGCACCUGCAGGUCCACACAGCAAACUUAUGACCUGUCCAUUAUAGCCAGCUGCACCUGCAGGUCUACACAGCAAACUUAUGCCAUGUCCAUUAUAGCCAGCUACACCUGCAGGUCCACACAGCAAACUUAUGACCUGUCCACUACAGCCAGCUGCACCUGCAGGUCCACACAGCAAACUUAUGCCCUGUCCAUUAUAGCCAGCUGCACCUGCAGGUCCACACAGCAAACUUAUGCCCUGUCCAUUAUAGCCAGCUACACCUGCAGGUCCACACAGCAAACUUAUGACCUGUCCACUACAGCCAGCUGCACCUGCAGGUCUACACAGCAAACUUAUGCCCUGUCCAUUAUAGCCAGCUACACCUGCAGGUCCACACAGCAAACUUAUGACCUGUCCACUACAGCCAGCUGCACCUGCAGGUCCACACAGCAAACUUAUGACCUGUCCAUUACAGCCAGCUACACCUGCAGGUCCACACAGCAAACUAAUGCCAUGUCCAUUACAGCCAGCUACACCUGCAGGUCCACACAGCAAACUUAUGCCCUGUCCAUUAUAGCCAGCUACACCUGCAGGUCCACACAGCAAACUUAUGACCUGUCCACUACAGCCAGCUGCACCUGCAGGUCUACACAGCAAACUUAUGCCCUGUCCAUUAUAGCCAGCUACACCUGCAGGUCAACACAGCAAACUUAUGACCUGUCCACUACAGCCAGCUGCACCUGCAGGUCUACACAGCAAACUUAUGACCUGUCCAUUACAGCCAGCUGCACCUGCAGGUCUACACAGCAAACUUAUGCCCUGUCCAUUAUAGCCAGCUGCACCUGCAGGUCCACACAGCAAACUUAUGCCCUGUCCAUUAUAGCCAGCUACACCUGCAGGUCCACACAGCAAACUUAUUACCUGUCCACUACAGCCAGCUGCACCUGCAGGUCCACACAGCAAACUUAUUACCUGUCCAUUACAGCCAGCUACACCUGCAGGUCCACACAGCAAACUUAUGCCCUGUCCAUUAUAGCCAGCUGCACCUGCAGGUCCACACAGCAAACUUAUGCCCUGUCCAUUAUAGCCAGCUACACCUGCAGGUCCACACAGCAAACUUAUGACCUGUCCAUUAUAGCCAGCUACACCUGCAGGUCCACACAGCAAACUUAUGCCCUGUCCAUUAUAGCCAGCUACACCUGCAUGUCCACACAGCAAACUUAUGACCUGUCCACUACAGCCAGCUGCACCUGCAGGUCCACACAGCAAACUUAUGACCUGUCCAUUACAGCCAGCUACACCUGCAGGUCCACACAGCAAACUAAUGCCAUGUCCAUUACAGCCAGCUACACCUGCAGGUCCACACAGCAAACUAAUGCCAUGUCCAUUACAGCCAGCUGCACCUGCAGGUCCACACAGCAAACUAAUGCCAUGUCCAUUACAGCCAGCUGCACCUGCAGGUCCACACAGCAAACUUAUGCCCUGUCCAUUAUAGCCAGCUACACCUGCAGGUCCACACAGCAAACUUAUGAUCUGUCCAUUAUAGCCAGCUGUACCUGCAGGUCUACACAGCAAACUUAUUACCUGUCCAUUAUAGCCAGCUGCACCUGCAGGUCCACACAGCAAACUUAUGACCUGUCCAUUACAGCCAGCUGCACCUGCAGGUCUACACAGCAAACUUAUGACCUGUCCAUUAUAGCCAGCUACACCUGCAGGUCUACACAGCAAACUUAUGCCCUGUCCAUCAUAGCCGGCUGCACCUGCAGGUCCACACAGCAAACUUAUUACCUGUCCAUUAUAGCCAGCUGCACCUGCAGGUCCACACAGCAAACUUAUGACCUGUCCAUUACAGCCAGCUGCACCUGCAGGUCUACACAGCAAACUUAUGACCUGUCCAUUAUAAAAAAAACUGACAAUAAUACUUUGAUGCAUAUUCCCAAAACAACCAAGGUUCAUUUUGGUCUGGAGUCAUAG